AUGCUUCUUGGAAUAGGAAAGCAUGCACCGUGUCUGACCUGUCUAGUGAGACGUUGUGAAUCCCCAAGCGAUGGGGUUUUGGGGCACCCUGUCAGCAGAGGUUCGCCACGUUGCGGAGUUCAAGGUCUGGACUGCUGCGCGGUGUACCACGGCUGGGCGGAGAAGUUGGAAUACUUCACCAACAUCUCCUGGCCAUUUCCUUGUGACUGCGGCGUGGGCGCUGCACUGGGCUGUGUGCCCCGUGGUGAUCUUUGUGUACACCAGGACGAUACCGAUAAUGAAAUCGAAAUUGAAAUAUUACAAACGUUGCAAAAUAUUGAUCUUAGAAAAUUCUUUUAA
This is a messenger RNA of Durusdinium trenchii, 339 nucleotides long. Lineage: Eukaryota; Dinophyceae; Suessiales; Symbiodiniaceae. The record is from the annotation of a GenBank genome assembly.